CUAUUUUAUGAAAAUUCGCUAUUUCGAGUAAGUAAAACUUUACUCAGCAGAAAGAACUAUUGUGAAAUCUACCAGCAGAUUGGCCAAUCUGAUAAGUGAUAAGACCGAUAAAUAAAUUAAUAACAGUGUAGUGAGUCAUUCGAUAAUUUUUAUAGUCUGAAUAAAAUCGUUGACAUCGCUAAAUAGUGAGGUACCUACCUACGACGAAUUAUUAUUUGUGUUAUUAUAUGUGUAAAAGACGCGAGAAAUUAAAUCUGUUUUACAAAAAAAAAAAUUACGUAUGAAUAUUACGCCAUAAGUUGCAAUGACUUCAGAAGAAAAAAUCGCAGAUUAUGAAGUGUUCAUCACCACGAUGCACAUAAAUUUAGGAUGGUCCCCUUUACAUUGCAUGAUUGAGAAAAAAAAAAGUUCGCUUGCCCAAACUCUAAUAAAUCAAAAUGUGGACAUAAACUCCUUGGACAAAUUCCGUCGCUCUCCUCUAUCUAUCGCCAGCGCUAAGAACAAUAACUCCCUAGUUGAAAUUUUACUAUCAUCUGGUGCAAAAGUCAAUCGCGGAUUUCCUCUUCACUACGCGUGUGAAAAAAACCACGUAAAAAUUGCGCAAACUCUUAUUGAAAACGGCGCCGAUUUAAAUUUAGAACGCGACAGUAAUUACCCACUUCUGAUAGCGAUAAACAAGGGACACAUCGAAACGGCAAUUUUUUUAUUACAAAACGGAGCUGAUGUUCAUAUUGUUGAUAAACACAAAGAAACGGCCCUUCAUUGGGCUUGCGACCGGGGCUUGGAACUUUUAAUCCAACCCUUGAUCAACAAUGGAUGUGAUAUAGAUGCCAAAGAUCGCUCUGAAAUGACCCCUUUAAACAUAUGUUUAGUUCGUCAAGAAAACCGACCAGAUUUGGUCAAACUCUUGAUCAAAAACGGAGCUUUAAUUAGUUUAAGGGACAGUACAGGUUGCACUUACUUGCACUCUUGUUUCAAUCAAGAUUCACUGACCGAGUUUUUAAAACAUGGACUUGACCCGAAUUUACAAGAUGUGAAUAACGAAACACCACUUUAUUCACAUUCAAGGUUUACAAAACAUGAUUAUUGUAAUAUUUUGCUUGAGUAUGGUGCUGAUCCAAACAUUGCGCGAAAAGGGGGCUGGACUCCACUACAUGUAGCAGCAAGUGAGGGUUAUUUAGACUACGUCAAAGAAUUAAUCAAACACAAAGCGAGUGUUAACGCAGCUAGUGCUCAAAAUAUCACUCCCUUACACCUAGCUGCAAAAUUUGGACAUCUUGAAAUUGUGAAGGAGUUAAUCAAAGUGGGGGCUUUUAUUGACAUUCCGAUCAUAGAUUUGUGUGAUGUUAACUCGUCCCUGCCGCAUUUUGUGGACUCUGAGUGGGUGAUUGAGGGUCAAUCUCCGUUUGAUUUGGCUACAAAAUUCGAAAACUUCGAAAUUUGUGAUUUUCUUAUUGCAACCAGAAAAAAUACGUCUGGGAGUAGUUUGAUGGGGUGGACUCUUUUGCACCACUCUGUGUGGAGUGGAUUCGUCGAUUUGCCCAAUUCUGCUGUUGUUAACGUUUGUGAUAAAUUUGGCCGAACUCCUUUAUCGUUAGCUGCAGCUAAGAAUAAUUCAGAUAUAGUCAAAAAAUUGCACAAGGCAGGUGGUGAUGUGGAUUUAGGACUGCCUUUACAUUUUGCGGUCCGUAGCGAGGCCUUAGAUUGUGUUUCCCUACUUUUGGAUUUGAAAUGUGAUGUUAACAAGACUUCUAAUCACGAAUUUGAAAAUACACCGCUCCUGGACGCGAUUUAUGAAUCGAAAAUUAACUCAGCGAUGGCUUUAAUUCGUCACAAGAUUGACGUAAAUUGUACUAACAAAUGGGGCGAAACGCCACUUGAACUUGCUUGCAGAUACACCAAUUUAGAUUUGGCUAAAGAACUGUUAAACUGUGGAGCCUGCGUUAACUCGACCAAUUUUUGUAAAGAAACGCCUCUAAACGUGGCAGCUCUGUUCAAAAACAUCGACAUUUUGAGUUUACUUAUUGGCAGUAACAGUGAUGUUAAUUUUCGAGAUCAUUUUGAUUGUACACCUUUACAUAGUGCAGUUGGAGAAAAUUUCGAAGCUGGAGUUUUGAAACUUGUAAAAGCGGGGGCUGCGGUAAAUGUUUGCAAUGACGAUUUUGAAACUCCCCUAAUCCUAGCUGUUGAUAACGCGAAUUUAAACGUGACUAAAAUUUUGAUUGACCACAACAGUGAUGUUAAUUUUCAAACACCGGAAGGUUGGAGUGCCCUUCAUACAAGUGUCUACUGUGGAAAUUUAAACUGCGUGAAAGAGUUGUUAAAAAGUGGGGCCGAAGUUAAUGUUGCAAGUAGUGAAAAUGUGCUUCCGAUUUAUUUAGCUGCUAUUAAGGGGUGGGACAGUGUGGUUGAAGAGUUGUUGGAUAGGGGGAGUUUGUUGGAUCCUUAUAUUUUCGAAUAUGGUGUUUUUAGAGACGACACUGGGAGUUUUUCCAAGUUUGAAACGUAUCACAUUGUGGCCGGGAAUACGCCUCUGCUUGGGGGUUGUGCUAAGGGGCACUUGGGUGUAGUUAAAUUGUUAGAGUCACGUGGGGCGUCUUUAAACUGUGUUAAUAGUUGGGGGAAUAAUGUAUUGCAUGAAGCGGUUUUGAGCCAAAGUGUGGAAGUUGUGGAGUUUUUAUUGGGAUUAAAUGCCGAUUUUAACGUAGGGAAUAAAAGUGGGAAGACGCCUCUAGAUUUGGCCAAAGAAAUAAAUACUGAAACUAUUAUUAAUUUAAUUAUUAAUAAACCAAUUUAAUUGUUAUUGAAUGAACGAAUAAAUAUUUUUUGUCGA
Molecule: messenger RNA, 2833 nt
Organism: Tribolium castaneum (red flour beetle)
Lineage: Eukaryota; Metazoa; Arthropoda; Insecta; Coleoptera; Tenebrionidae
Product: serine/threonine-protein phosphatase 6 regulatory ankyrin repeat subunit B
Exons: 2
Coding region: 305-2797 (830 amino acids)
Molecular function (GO): protein binding
Source: RefSeq, a predicted model, not a curated record